GUUUCCCUGCUAGAAUACAGGAAACGUCAGCGCGAAGCUCGUCGCAGCGGCUCCAAGACCGAGUGCAGCUCUCCUGUUUCCACCGUGCCCCCUCUGAGCGUGGACGCCUUCCCCGUUGUUGCGCUGGAGACCGCCAGCGAACCUUCUCUUCCCCCCGCUCCCACUCCUCUCUGCAACACCAACAGCGUCGUCGUGAAAGAGCCGCAGACAAGUGAGGAGGCAGAGGCGCCUGGAGAGAAAGGAGAGAAGGAAGGAGGAGAGGGACAGUGGACGUCGUCCACUUCUGUCGAGCAGGCCCGAGAACGCAGCUACCACAGAGCUCUGCUGCUCAGCAAAGACAAAGACACAGAUGGUGAGACAGACGGUGGCGAUACACCUGCACUGAGAGACUGUCCGUCUCCAAGUCUUCAAAAGACCCCAACCCACACACCGUGCUCUCCUGGUCCCCUCGCCCAGCCUCCCAGCCGACCAGCGAAGGAGGAAGACGCCGACAGUCAGCCUCGGACGCCAAAUCCGACCAGCCAGCCGCCAAGCAAGCCUGCAGUACCUAAGCCGGCUCCUCUGACCCCCACCAAGCUGCAUCCCACCCCGUUACCCUCCUCACCCGUGCACUAUCCCGGAUCCUCCCUCCUCCACUCGCCCAAGCCUCAGCCUCAGGGCUCUCCCUACCGCAGCCAGAGGGCGCUGUUCUCCGCACAGCCUCAGAACCAACCCCAGCCCCAGGCGCAGACUGGCCCCGCUCCUUUCACCCAGUAUAACACACAGAGUGCUCCACCACCACCUCCCCCUCCUCCCCCAGCACCACCAGUGUCCUCAGCGUACUUCCCCAGUCAGAGCCCGUCACCGGCCGGACCUUUUCCUGGGUUCAAACCUGCCGUCACGCCCCCGUACCCUCCUGGUUCUCAGCCCCUGAUGCAGACUAUUCCCCACAGCGUGCACUAUCAGAGCUCCGCUGCUCCACCACCUCCUCCUCCUCCACCCCCACACCAGAUGCCCGGCCCCACCCUGCUGCACGUAAACCUGCAACCUCCUCCCAUCCAGCAGCACCAGCUCAUGCUGAACACCGCCCCUCCUCCGCCUCCUCCCCCACAGGGCCAGACCUCCCAGCAGCAGCAGCAGCAGCCGCCUCCUGCUGGCAGCACCCUGCUGUCGCUCACCCCUCCUCCACCUCCUCCUCCGCCUCCCCCAGCCCCCUCGACCAACGCCCCGAUGCAGCCCCACCACUUUCAGAACUUAGGGGCUUUUCAGCCGGCGUUGCUGCACCCAGGUGCCACCGCCAACCCUUCAGUGCCCCCAUCGACGUACCCCCCGCCCCUUCAGCAGACUGGACUGCCUCCACCUCCCCCUCCUCCCCCCCAACAGACUCAACAAGGCCAGGCCCAGGCCGCCGCCUCCCAGAUGCCUUCUGGGACUCGUGGAGCUCCUGCGUCCUCGACCCCCUUCCACAGCUCGGGGUACCUGAGCACAGGGUGGCACUGACCACUCUCUCCGCUGUCGGGCCCCUCCCUCCGGCAGCCCCCUGAGAACUCGGCCUGAGAGGGGUGUGUAUCAUAAGCUGUAGAUAUGUUUUCUAUGUACCUGAACACAUGGCCAGUGGAAAAACAGCUGAUUGUGGGAUGAAAGGAUGCUUUUUAAAAAAAAAAUACAAAAAAAAAACAAGGACAGAAAAUUUUAGAAAAAAGGA
Epinephelus lanceolatus (giant grouper) is the source of this 1684-nucleotide messenger RNA. NCBI's taxonomy places the organism in Eukaryota, Metazoa, Chordata, Actinopteri, Perciformes, Serranidae. The record is from RefSeq and is a predicted model, not a curated record.